This is a messenger RNA of Paramuricea clavata, 583 nucleotides long. The record is from the annotation of a GenBank genome assembly. NCBI's taxonomy places the organism in Eukaryota, Metazoa, Cnidaria, Anthozoa, Malacalcyonacea, Plexauridae.
AUGUCUUGGAAUGAGGGUGAAGUUGUUUCUGAGACUGAAAACAUUCAUCCCUCUGUAGAAGUGGAAAGUUCUGUUAAUAUUUGUAAAGAGCCCGGUGGUACUAUAAUUGAGCAUGACCAUGGAAAAGCCAAAAUAUGUGCAAACUGUGACGACCUUGCCAGGAAAGCUACAAGGUUGCAAAAAAAGUCAGUUGGCUGAGAAAAUCAAAGCAGAAGUUGCAUGAAAGGCUACUAAAUUAGGUAAUCGAUAGUUGUGUUUUACUGAUUAUAUAUGUAGAGGCCAUCAAUUAUUUUAGACUCAAAGUCCAAUGUGCUCAGUAUUGGGUUGCUCUAGAAUAUGUAUUUGUAUUAUAUACUGUAUUAUUGUGCCAAUUAUACCUACUUAUUUACUUUUAUGUAGGAAAGUGAUACCUUGUCUGAUGCUGAAAGUCAGAAUUGUAGUAAAGCAAGCAUUGACCCACAUGUUGAACUUUAAUAUGGCAGACAUCCAAGAUUUUGUUGGUAAUGAUGAAGGUGGUGAUGAUAUGGACUGGCAACUUGAAGAAAAAAUGUCUCAACCAGAAGAAGAAAAUGGAAUGGCAUGA